CGCGCCGAGCCCCGCCGUGCCCGGCCCGCGGCAUCCCGCAGCACGCUGCGCUGCUCGGGGAAAUGGCGAAGUAGAGGGGAUACGGGGAGGAGGGGGGGGAAACCGACGAGCAAUGGUACCUCCUUGCAGCUAAAGGUGGUGGUAGGUGGCUGCAGAGCGCGGCACGGAGCUUGACCUCGGUUUGUUUUUGGGACUGCAGGCGAGAGUGACAAAUCUGAUGAGCUGAAAAACAGUAAAAAGCGGGAGGAUUUGGGGCAGCAGGAGAGGAAACCCCCUUCCUCCGCCGCCUCCCUGCCCCAGGCAUGUUGGCGCUGCUCCGCUGAGACGUGCAGAGUUUGGGGUUAACUCGCACCUGAUCGCCCUGGAAUAGAGACGCUCCGGACCGGAUCGGUUGGGGUUUGUGGUCUAUGUCUUGUUGGGAAAUCCGGCGGAUUUUUUUCUCGCUCGUGGAGGAAGAGCCCUGUCCUGGCUGUUGGCUUCGUGGUCUAUUUUGGAGGGCGAAGGAAGGGAAGGGAUCUUGCUUGAGCCGUACACAGAGGGAGCUCGGACAUGUGUUGUCAGCACAUCUGGGGAAUACAGUCUGCAAGUCCAGAAGGAAAAUUGCUGGGAUCGUUCGAACUGCGAUAUUGAUCUUUGUUAUUUUUUUUCGCCGAGGGAUGCACUUGGCAUGAGAAUCGGAGGAUGGAAAUUGUUUGGGAGGUGCUUUUUCUUCUGCAAGCGAAUUUCAUUGUCUGCAUUUCAGCUCAACAAAAUUCACCAAAAAUCCAUGAGGGCUGGUGGGCAUAUAAGGAGGUGGUCCAGGGAAGCUUCGUUCCAGUUCCCUCCUUUUGGGGUUUGGUGAACUCAGCUUGGAAUCUUUGCUCUGUUGGGAAAAGGCAGUCACCCGUCAAUAUCGAAACCAGCCAUAUGAUUUUUGAUCCAUUCUUAACUCCACUUCGCAUCAACACAGGGGGAAGAAAGGUCAGCGGGACAAUGUACAAUACAGGGAGACAUGUUUCUCUACGAUUAGACAAAGAGCAUUUGGUCAACAUCUCUGGAGGGCCGAUGACAUACAGCCACCGCUUAGAGGAAAUCCGGUUACAUUUCGGCAGUGAAGACAGCCAGGGAUCAGAGCACCUUCUCAAUGGACAGGCGUUCUCUGGGGAGGUUCAACUGAUCCACUACAACCAUGAAUUGUACACAAACAUCACAGAAGCUGCAAAGAGUCCUAAUGGGUUGGUAGUAGUCUCCAUAUUUAUGAAAGUAUCUGAAUCAUCAAAUCCAUUUCUAAAUCGUAUGCUUAACAGAGACACUAUAACAAGAAUAACGUAUAAAAAUGAUGCAUACUUACUACAGGGGCUUAACAUUGAGGAGCUUUACCCAGAGACCUCUAGUUUCAUUACAUAUGAUGGGUCAAUGACAAUUCCACCCUGCUACGAAACAGCAAGCUGGAUAAUAAUGAACAAACCCGUCUACAUAACAAGAAUGCAGUAAAUGAAUGGCUCCUCAAGUAAGACAGAGCAGGCAGAAUCCAUAACCUCAGUGGAAUGCUACUACUGUGAUUGACAUAAUCUAGAAUGCACCCAAACUCACUCUCUCUUUGGGUUCGUGACAGCAUGUGCAAGCAUGCUGUAGGAAUUAAGCUGCCAUGUUGGAAACUCAACUUAAAAUUCAUUCAUAUGGUCGGUGGUAAUAAAAAAUAAAAAUAAAAAGACAAUAUUACAGUAAACGUGAUUACAAUUUUGAUACAGUUUUCCUGAACUAAUUUAGAGUCACACACACACACAAAAAUAAAAAUAAAAAAAUUAAAAAACAAAAAAAGAAAGAAAGAAAAAAAAGACUUUUCAGCCUUUGUACAUACGAAAUUCUUCCUCUUUUCCCCUCUUUCCCUCAAAAUAAAAGAAAAAAGAGAAAAAAGGUGGCUUGGUGCAGCAUCAAAGUGGAGUUGUGUUCUGUGUGCCAAGUAAUCCUUGGAAAGCUCUCAUUAUUUCACUAUCAUUAAUGGAUACUGACAAGACAGAACGAGAAGACUGUAGAGCAAACUUAUUUCUAGAUUAUGAUCCUUCUGUUCAUUUAAUUAAAAAAAGGGACAGACUGAGAGAUAAGUAUUGUAAAUAUAUCACUGCAGAAUACAAAGGAAAUUUAAAUAUUUCCCUCUGUCACAUAUCUGUUGUAGGAUUUGCCAAAAUCAGAACUGAUCCAUUUUCUGUUUCUUGUUUUACAACAGGUCAUACGUUGUGUUGGUUACUAAUAACAACUCAAUAAAUGUGUUUAACAAAUUAAUUUAGUAAACUUGCUUUGGUUUAUUUUUUUUUCCUUUCUGAAAUAACAAGCCUAUAAGUAUUUGUGGCUGCAAUGUUUGUGUUUUUGUUGACUUUCUCUUCUUUUUUUUUUUUUCUUUUUUUUUCUUUUAAUUUCAUUUAUUUGUUUGCAGCCAAUUUAAGUCAGUUAAUGGCAAUUGUGAAUGCAGUUAAAUCCAGUAUAACUUUAACUCAGCUUUACGGUCAAUCAUUAACAGAAGCCGGGCUCAGAAAGAGAUUGCAGUUAAAACAUCUCAGUUUCAAACUGUCAUUUCCCCCUUUCAAUUCAUUACGGUGACAAACAAAUUCAACCCAGUAAAUUGGUGGUGGAAGCACACAUAUUUUCUUUGCAGAUAAAGCAGGAGCUGACCAAGUUAGAGGGAAUGCCUUUUUUCUUGUUUAUAAUGGUCAUUCACUGUGUUUGGUUACUGUCAAGAACUAAAUAAAUGUGUUUAACAAGUUGA
Molecule: messenger RNA, 2743 nt
Organism: Coturnix japonica (Japanese quail)
Lineage: Eukaryota; Metazoa; Chordata; Aves; Galliformes; Phasianidae
Gene: CA10
Product: carbonic anhydrase 10 (inactive)
Biological process (GO): one-carbon metabolic process
Molecular function (GO): zinc ion binding; carbonate dehydratase activity
Source: RefSeq, a predicted model, not a curated record